Messenger RNA from Clunio marinus, 2303 nucleotides. The record is from the annotation of a GenBank genome assembly. Lineage: Eukaryota; Metazoa; Arthropoda; Insecta; Diptera; Chironomidae.
AAAAUAAAGUAAACUAGAAAGAAGAACGAUAUCAAAGGGCGUGUUACAAACGAGAAAAGGGAGAAAGCAUGAAUAAGCGAAGGAAAUCAUGAAUAAUAUCUUGAGUGACUCCGAGAAUCGGGUGGUGCUCAAUGUCGGUGGUAUCCGACAUGAGGCUUACAAAGCGACGCUUAAGAAGAUUCCCGCCACUCGACUGUCGCGUCUCACCGAAGCACUCGCUAAUUAUGAUCCCGUGCUAAAUGAAUAUUUCUUCGAUCGUCAUCCGGGCGUGUUUGCACAAGUGCUCAAUUAUUAUAGAACGGGAAAGCUCCAUUAUCCAACUGAUGUGUGUGGACCGUUGUUUGAAGAAGAAUUGGAAUUUUGGGGAUUAGAUUCGAAUCAAGUGGAGCCUUGCUGUUGGAUGACGUACACUCAGCAUCGAGAUACACAGGAAACAUUGGCGGUGUUAGAGAGAUUAGAUUUAGAUACCGAAAAACCAACCGAGGAAGAAUUAGCUAGAAAAUUUGGUUACGAGGACGCAUAUGUGAAGGGGAAGGUUAAUUGGUGGCAGCAUUUGAAGCCGAAAUUAUGGUCCCUGAUGGAUGAGCCUUACAGCUCAAACGCUGCCAAGAUCGUUGGAAUAAUUUCCGUCUUCUUCAUUUGCGUAUCGAUUGUUUCAUUUUGUUUGAAAACCCAUCCGGAUAUGCGAGUUCCGGUUAUUCGAAAUAUCACAGUAAGAACGGCAGACAACGGCACAACUUGGACGUUAGACAAAACACAAACGAACGCACACGAGUUUUUCUUUUACAUAGAAUGCAUUUGUAAUGGUUGGUUUACAUUUGAGAUAUUGAUACGUUUCAUAUCGUCGCCAAGUAAAUGUGAGUUCGUUAUGUCCUUUGUAAACAUCAUUGAUUACAUUGCCACAGCAAGUUUUUUCGUUGAUCUGGGAUUACAGAAAUUCGCCUCACACCUAGAGAACGCUGACAUUCUCGAGUUCUUCUCAAUCAUACGUAUCAUGCGAUUAUUUAAGCUCACGAGGCACUCGUCGGGGUUGAAAAUUCUUGUUCAAACAUUCAGAGCAUCGGCAAAAGAAUUGACAUUGCUUGUGUUCUUCUUAGUGUUAGGUAUCGUCAUAUUCGCGAGUCUCGUCUAUUAUGCGGAGAGAAUUCAGAUAAAUCCAAACAAUGAUUUCCAAAGCAUACCACUAGGGCUGUGGUGGGCGUUGGUGACGAUGACAACAGUCGGAUACGGUGAUAUGACGCCUAAGACAUACAUCGGAAUGUUUGUUGGUGCACUGUGUGCAUUAGCAGGUGUAUUGACGAUUGCAUUACCCGUGCCCGUCAUUGUUAGCAACUUCACAAUGUAUUAUUCGCAUACACAAGCACGAGCGAAACUCCCGAAGAAGAGACGAAGAGUUAUCCCAGUCGAACAACUCGUACGACCACAUCAGGCACCGACGAUGAAAGGCGAAGGUGGACCAAAUCUCUCAGCCUCGGGAGCGGCAAGACCUAAAUCUAAAGAUCUAAUCGGCGCUAAAAUCGGAAAUAUUCCAUUAGGAACCAGCAUUAUGGCUUUGUGUCCACAAACGAUGCAACUACAUAAGAACCUCACAACUCAAAGCAUGUGUAAACCUUCAUUUGAAUCAAACUUUGGACCACCAAUUGUAGCAAGUAAUGUUGAGAAUAAAACUGAUGAGAAAUGUUUUUUACAGAAAGGGUUUAACGCUUGUUAAGAAAUCUUAUUUGGAUUAAAAUUUCGUUUACAAGUUCAGUUAUUUAAGAUGAAACUUAGUGAAGAAUAAAAAAAAAGUUUUGUCGACUCGUCUUGUCCAUUUCGGGAAACUAAAAGAGAUUUAAAUGAGAAUUAAAACUUUUGUUCAUUGUUUGUCAAAAUGUUAAGCUUUUAUUGCUUCAAAUAUUGAAAGCUCUCGUUUGUGUGAGAAUGAAAUUUAAUAAUUAAAGUCAACAUUCGAUUCGACACAUUAAAUAUCUAUUUUUCUUAUCUAAACAGUUUAGCAUCUGUUUUACAACAUGAAUAUAUUAUGUAACGAAAACUACAAAUAUUUAAGUACAAUAUUAUCAAGAAACUUUCUUCUCAUGCUUUUCUUCUUAUUCUUACAACAUAAAUGCAUAGGUUUGAUGAAAUUAAUCAUGUUCAAUCAUUUAUAAUACUUAUACCUUGUUAUGAAUGAUAUCAUUGAAGCCCUUUGAGGGCAAGAUGAUACGCGAAUUAUUUAUUGGACUAUCGGGACAAUUAUAUGUGAUUAAGAAUAACCAAUAAUACAUGAUCGAAUGAGAACAGUAAAGUUAAUGUAUGUAACGGAU